UACAACGUAUGGAAAUCACCUUCUUUAUCUUUCAACUGAUUAAUUUAAAAACUUAGUUAUUUUAGAUUGUUAUGUCAUUUUAUUCAGGAGGUUUCUGAAACUAUAUCUUCUAAAAUGAAAUAUUUACUUUUAGUGUUCGUUUUGGGUUUUAUUUCAUCUGUUAACAGUGGAUUCGAUGUAACUACAGUACCCGCGUCAUCAAAAGGGCAAGAGUCAAUACAAUGUAUGCAUUGUCAACGAUGUCCCGAACCCGACACUCACCCGACAAUUCAUUCCUGUCCAGGCUCUUGUGUUAAAUCUGUAAAGUAUAACGUAAUUUCAAAAGGUUGUUCAGAUGUCAGUCUGAUAACAAAGUGUGAUACAGAAGGAAACCACAUAACAGUGUGUGCGUGCGAUUCCGACUACUGCAAUAAAUCUUCUAAAACACGGAUGCCUUUAUUUGAGCUGUUAAUAUCGUGUCUUAUAUUUCUACGUGUAGCAAUUAUUUUUGACUGAUCCGAGGCUUGUUGGUUAAAAAACCUAUUUUGUAGAUAUUGUAUACAAGACAUGAUUUUCCUUGGCACCAUACAAAACUUUUUUCGUCAUUUUUCGUUAAUUGUUUAUACUUAACAAAACGUUUGAGAUGCAAUAGAGCUUUGUAACACAGCACAUAAGGGUCAGUCAAACUUUGGGGUCCAUGACUUUGGAGUGCAUGGCGUACUUUGGGGUCCAAGCUAGUCAAACACGUACUUAGGGGUAAAUUUACCUUAAAAGGUACAUAAUUAUGCUCAGUAUCUUAACAUCAGUUAAACGACCGGUAUUAAGGGUCAUUGAAUUAAAUCAAUAAAAUGAAUUCUAGUAAUAAAAAGUUCUUAAAGCCUAGGUAUAAAUGUAUAUCGUAUCAAAUAUUUAAUAAGAUUUAUCAACAGUAAAAUUAUAUUGGUUCCAUAAUUCAAUGGUAGAUCCCAAAAAAGUUGUAAUGUUAUUUAAUACACAUGAAUGAUGUUCGUAGACAGAAUAAAAUCUGAAACAAAAUAUUAUUUUGCUAUUUAAAAAAGCGUUUUUAUCUAUUUAUCAAUGAUUUUGUGCAUAAAGGCAAUAAAUAACCAUAUUUACUUCAUACAAGCAAUUGUGAAGUAUACUUUUUUUAAAUUCAAACAGAAAUGAGAUAUAUAGCUUUAUACACUUUAAAGCCAGACAUUUGAGCACUUACCAAUUCUUGAAUUGAAACUAUAGGCAAUAAGCUACAAGCUGAAGAGCCACGUUUGUUGUUCGAAAGGGGGUGGGCAUUCGGUAUCCAUAGCGCAAAGUUCGACAGUGGAAAUGAACAUUUUGUAUUUAUAUAUCGACAUUCGAUAUGCAUAAGAUAGAGAGACAUAAAUAAUCCCUAAUGGACGCACAAAACUGAAAAUUUUGCAGGCUUGUUUUGAUUAAGCCUGUUCAGUUUUUUAGGCAGAACACGGUUGGCACUUUCAGAACUUUGGAACCCAAUGUCCAUGUGUGGUUUAAUUUGCGUUUUUGACCCCCAUGUUCGUUUGACCCCAAAGUGCGGCGGAACAAAGAUUUCUUACAUACAUUAUCGCAGAUUAUAUUUCACUAU
Ruditapes philippinarum (Manila clam) is the source of this 1579-nucleotide messenger RNA. RefSeq lists its product as uncharacterized. NCBI's taxonomy places the organism in Eukaryota, Metazoa, Mollusca, Bivalvia, Venerida, Veneridae. The transcript has 4 exons. The coding region runs from base 115 to 495 and encodes 126 amino acids. The record is from RefSeq and is a predicted model, not a curated record.